Molecule: messenger RNA, 4541 nt
Organism: Armigeres subalbatus
Lineage: Eukaryota; Metazoa; Arthropoda; Insecta; Diptera; Culicidae
Gene: Pka-R1
Product: cAMP-dependent protein kinase type I regulatory subunit
Exons: 5
Coding region: 666-1787 (373 amino acids)
Biological process (GO): regulation of protein phosphorylation
Cellular component (GO): cAMP-dependent protein kinase complex
Molecular function (GO): cAMP-dependent protein kinase regulator activity
Source: RefSeq, a predicted model, not a curated record
UUCAGUCGACGCAAAAAACACCAUCGAAAGCAUCUUGGGCUCUCGUUUGUCGUCUUUCGUCUUCUGAAAAGGAAACUACAGCCUGCACCCAUUAGCACAAAACAGCAGAAAUAGAAGUGUUUUCUUUCUUCGUGGGAUUAUAGAGCUCCCAAAACUAUUGUCGCGCCUCGUCGAGUUAUAAUAGCGCGAUCCCGUAGUGAAUCCUGGUUUAGUGUCGUUUUCGUGAAUAAAAUUUUAUUUUUUCUUAUCCCUUUGCGGAAGAAAUUUUUGUGCUAAACGCUCCCAACAAUCGUGUAGGAAGUGGUUUGCUGCAGCGUGAAAUUUUACCAGAAGAAUAGUUGGAAGUUGAUUUUUACGUGAUUCAAGUGUUAGAUUAAAAAGGAAAACAACCCCAGAUACCUAUCGCUUGUAGAUUAUUGUGGUGACUGAAAAUCCCAGGUACCAAGAGCGUCCUAAUUUUGAUUUGUUUUUCAUUUGUGCCACCCGAGCACAGUGUUCCCCAUCUUCGACGUGUGAAAGUGUAAGGGUUUCCUCUGCCCUGCCUAAAAGCACCGAAAAUUGCCCGUAAGUGUCCCGAACCCCCGUCGGAUCUUGCUCUAGAUUCCAACAGCAGCACCAGCAGCAGUCAUAGUAGCAGGAGAAAUCUCGAGAUCACAGCUGCAAUUAUGGCGUCGCUGCUGGAAGAAGAGCAAAGCCUACGCGAGUGCGAGGCCUACAUCCAGACGCAUCGAAUUCAGCGGGUGCUCAAGGAUUGCAUCGUGCAGCUGUGCGUGGCCCGGCCCGACAAUCCCAUCUCGUUCCUGCGGCAGUACUUCCAGAAGCUGGAAAGGGAGCAAGCCAAGCUAGACGCCAGUAAACAGGCUGCCAGCCCGGAUGAUUUGGACGAUCUCAGCCCGAUGCCACAGACGACGGUACCGCCGGUGCGGCGGCGUGGCGGCAUUUCGGCUGAACCGGUCAGCGAGGAGGAUGCCACCAGCUACGUGAAAAAGGUCGUUCCGAAGGACUACAAAACCAUGGCCGCCCUGUCGAAGGCCAUUGCCAAGAACGUGCUGUUUGCCCACCUGGAUGAGAACGAACGAUCGGACAUUUUCGAUGCCAUGUUCCCGUGCAAUUUUCUACCGGGCGAAUCGAUCAUUCAGCAGGGCGAUGAGGGCGAUAAUUUCUAUGUGAUCGAUAUAGGCGAAGUUGAGGUGUUCGUAAACAAUGAGCUAGUAACGACAAUUAGCGAGGGUGGCAGCUUCGGUGAGCUGGCCCUGAUCUAUGGAACUCCGCGAGCUGCCACGGUACGUGCCAAAACCGACGUCAAACUGUGGGGUAUCGAUCGGGACAGCUAUCGGCGCAUUCUGAUGGGCUCCACCAUCCGGAAACGGAAGAUGUAUGAGGAGUUCCUGUCCCGGGUGUCUAUAUUGGAGAGCUUAGACAAAUGGGAACGACUUACCGUGGCUGAUGCACUGGAACCAGUUUCUUUCGAAGACGGAGAGACGAUUGUGAGGCAAGGCGAACCUGGAAACGAUUUCUACAUCAUCGUGGAGGGAUGUGCUACCGUUAGGCAAAAGCGAGAUGAGAACGAAGAACCCGCCGAAGUGGGCCGGCUUGGUCCGAGUGAUUAUUUCGGAGAGAUCGCGCUGCUGCUAGACCGCCCGCGAGCUGCCACCGUUAUCGCCCGAGGUCCGCUCAAGUGCGUCAAGCUGGACCGCGCCCGGUUCGAGCGGGUGCUCGGCCUGUGUGCAGACAUUCUCAAACGAAACAUCACACAGUACAACAGCUUCGUUUCGCUAUCGGUCUAAAAAACGGGUAAGCUGGACUGGUGCAUGAAGGAGAAAUACACACACAUCACUUUAUGAUGGAUAGGGAGCUGUAAAAACGAUAAAAAAUAUAAAAAGGUCAACCUAACACAAAUUUAUUUAAAAUCUUUGAUUUUUUUUACAUUUUAGUAGGAUCGUAAUUUGAACAAUAGUGAAGUUUAUCAUUAUGUUUUCUUUUUAAACAAAUCAUAAAAUAUUACUUUUUGGAAAUAGUAUCUCAUCACAACAUCUGUUUGAGUAUAUAGAAAUAAACAAGUUUACUUAAUUUUUUGUUUAGAGUCUAGAGCUUUCAGACAUAUGUAUUAUUUGGCACUGAAAUACGGAUUACUGAUUCUCUAAUAUAAAUAAAUAUAAUUGAUACGAAUGUUUAUGUUUUUAGAAACAAUUGAAUGACACAUCAAGGAAAAAAAUUAUGCGAGUGUGAUUAGGAAGAUUAUUUUAUAUACAUCGUUUCAUUCAAUCACACCGAAAUACAUUGACAAGGAGAUGAAAAAAAUCAUUCUACUCAAAACAUAUACGAGGAAAAGCCGCCGAGUUUACUACAAACAAUAGUAGAGGAGUUAUCCUAUUCUCAUCGUAAAACAUUCUUAGUGUUUAUAAUACAAAUAAUUCAAACUGUUUGACAUGAAAAAAGAAGCUUUAUGUGCAUGGAAGGAAAAAAAAUGAGACAAUGAUCAUUGACGUUUAUAGUUCCCGAUAAUACGCGUGUAAUAUAUUUAACCCUUCGAAUACAGUAAGAAGUAAUUGUUUGCCCUACAAAAAAAAAUUGAAUAAUUACAUUUUGUCAAUUUUUUUUCUUACACAAAUUACUGACAUUGCGCUCUAACAAAAAUUAUUUGUUAAACCACCUAGUUUAUUUAGAUAAUUUACGUUAUUUGGUUUCACUUUACGAAUAUUGUCAUGUAGGAGUAAAUGUUUUGUUAGAAGUGAUAUAGCUUACUUGAUUGCAAUACAAGUAAUUCACAAUUAAGAUUUGUAACAUCCCAUGUUAGUGGAUGUGAGAAUAGUGUAGAUCUGAGAAUAUCUUAAUUAUUUCAGAAAAAUAAUUUACAUAUUCGAAGGGUUAAACCUAGUUAGCGAAAGGACAAACUAGCAGCAUGCAAAAAACGCUAACAAUUAACAACAACAAAAUAAGAUACAGGCAAAUUAGUUCAAAAUGAUAGUCCUUCGGAUAAAUGCGAUGAAGUUACAAAAACUUGAAACAGACAAACAAUUUACAAGACAAACAAUGGUGCAUUGCAAAAAGAAAGAAACAAAAAUAAUUUUACAGAAGCUGUUUUAUGGACAUGUGUGUAAAAUCAAAAUAAAAAAAUAACAGAAAACCAAAACAAACACAUUUACAAACAGAAACACAAUCACCCCGCUGUAACUAUCGAAAAUAUUGUAACGAUGUUUGAGUGUGGUGUGGGCAACCGCACGUUUCAGCUCUUACAACUUAACUAAAACUACAAAAAUGGAAACACAAUGUUGUUGAUGUAUGAAUGAUGAUGAAGAUUAUGUCGCUGCAAUGGGAAUAUGCAUGAGCAAAUAAGUGAUGACAAAGUAACUGGAAGCCAACUUUUUUAGUAGUUGAAAAUCAGAUAUAAUUGCUUUUAGAGCGAAGAAGACGACAUCAAGUACCAGUCAUGCACUCGCGAAAAUUAGUAGCAUGUUUAUUAUUUUGGUUUUCGGAAAGGAAAAGCCAUCCCUAGUAACAUAGCAAGUUUUAUUAUGGUUGCGUAGAGUUUUAUUCUUGUUCCUGCAGAGCAUAUCAUAGUCUUCAGAUACAUCAUAAUCCCGAAAAUGUUACAUGGGAUGUGAAAGUAGAAACUAGUGGAAGUUCACGAGAAUUAAUAAUAUCAACUGCUGGGAAGGCUUCAAAUGACGAAAUGUAGGCCAUCUGAAUGAAGGUUAUAGCGAGUAGCAGAUUUUUCGGCACAGAAGUGCAAAGUAGAUGUUUAUCUAUGCUUCUCUCCAUUUUAAUUGUUACGUGUGAUAGGCGGGUAUAAGAUCGCUAUUUUUUGGAUGUUGUUAAAAAAUCAACUGAGUCAAACAUACAAAGUUCCACAUGAAAAUGAAAGCAUGAUUCCAGGUAAAUUUCCCACUGAGAAAUAUCCUGUCUUUUCGUGAUGCCAACUACCAUUAUUCGAUAGUCGAGUGCUCAUUUUUUUCGGACUUAGACUGUCUUUAUAAUGUCAAAAAUUAACAUAAUUUUGGUACCGUAACCGGCACAAGUAAAUCAUAGGUAAAUACUGAGAGUUUGGCGUAUUGGGCAAUGAGCAAACGUAUCGAUAGUAUUAUUUCCAGCACAUUUAGACAUCUUCGGAAAUCUUUUCCCUUUUUUUAAUCUGUCCAUUAAGGUGAUUAUAUAUCAAAGCCAGAUAUCGGCCAACUUGAAAACGACGAGUUUUCAAAACAAGAGCACGAGAGAGGACCAUAACACGCACAGGGCAUACAAUGGCAGAUCGUUAGCUUUGGUACCUACUGAACUGAACUACUGUACUGAACAAUCAAACAGCACUGUACGAAAAUUAUUUCGUCAGAUUUGGGCCUUUUUAAAUAUGAGUAGAAAAGAAUGUGGUGAAUUUGUAAUUUAACGCGGAAUCAAUUAUAAAAUCAUCUCAAAUAGAUAGAUUUAAACUUUCACAUAGUUGAGUGUGCGUAAAACAUGCUGGUAUAUACGGCCGGAACAAAUAUUAUUUUCUCUUAAUUUUUUUUAUGAUCUGACUUUAUUAUGUUAGGGCUGAAACUCAUUUU